CAUAGUGCAUAGAAUAUUUUUAUUUCUUUUCAAAAUAAUCACGUAAAAGAUGAUUCCUUUAUCAACAUCUAUUAAAAGUUUUCUUAAAACUAGCUGUACUAGAUGUCUAAGAUAUCAAAAUUAUGCCACACGGAAGAGAUUUUAUCGUGGCACAGGUAUUUUACAAAGUGACAACAAAUGGGAGAUCACUUUAGACCAUCGGCGUUUAAAAACACCCAAUGGGAAAGUUUUAGCAGUAAGCAGUGAGCCCCUGGCUCGUGCCAUUGCAGCUGAAUGGGAUGCUCAAACUGAAGUAAUAGCGCAACCUGUUAUGCACUUGACUGCACUAUGCAACAUAGCUUUGGAUAAUCCUGGAAAAUUGACUCCACAUGAUAUUGCAAUAUAUUUCCUAGAAUAUAUUUCAACAGAUACUCUUCUAUUUUAUUCAGAGGAGGAUGACGAGUUACGGAUGCUUCAAGAAAAAGAAUGGGGUCCUAUAUUAGAAUGGUUCCAGAAGAGAUUUAACGUUACUCAAGAAGUUUCAAGAGGUUUAGAACCCCCACCGGUAACAACAGAAACUAGAGCAGUUUUGGCAAGAUACUUCUUAUCCUAUGAUUUCGCUGCACUUAGUGCAAUGUCAUUCGGCGUGGAAGCCUUGAAAUCACCGCUACUAAUGAUAGCGUGUGUUGAGCGGCGACUGGAGCCAAAGCAGGCAGUUUUCCUAGCACGCCUUGAGGAAGAGUUUCAGUUAAGGCGGUGGGGGCGCGUUCCGUGGGCUCAUGAGUUAAAUCAAGCGGAGCUGACUGCGCGUGUGGCCGCUUCCUUGUUAGUCAUCCACAGCUCCGCCGAAAAUCACUCGGCUAAGGCGAAAGCAUCGCCUGAACAAUUGAGUCAAUAAAUGAACAUUAUAAACCUA
Messenger RNA from Helicoverpa armigera (cotton bollworm), 895 nucleotides. RefSeq names its product ATP synthase mitochondrial F1 complex assembly factor 2. Lineage: Eukaryota; Metazoa; Arthropoda; Insecta; Lepidoptera; Noctuidae. The transcript has 6 exons. Bases 50 to 877 code for a protein of 275 amino acids. Gene Ontology annotation, cellular component: mitochondrion. Gene Ontology annotation, biological process: mitochondrial proton-transporting ATP synthase complex assembly. The record is from RefSeq and is a predicted model, not a curated record.